Messenger RNA from Lithohypha guttulata, 1728 nucleotides. RefSeq lists its product as uncharacterized. The transcript has 2 exons. Gene Ontology annotation, molecular function: transmembrane transporter activity. Lineage: Eukaryota; Fungi; Ascomycota; Eurotiomycetes; Chaetothyriales; Trichomeriaceae. Gene Ontology annotation, cellular component: plasma membrane. The record is from RefSeq and is a predicted model, not a curated record. The coding region runs from base 1 to 1728 and encodes 575 amino acids. Gene Ontology annotation, biological process: transmembrane transport.
AUGACUUCCAUGCGUGCGAAUGACUUUUCUGAAGAGGAUGAUGUACCUCAGAAGGCCUUUUUCAAGAAUUUCAAGACUGGCAACGAGACUGGAAAAACACGUCCUUCCGACUCUAAGUCAACAGACACAAUCGUUGGCAUCGAAGAAGUUUCAGAGCAUGAUGACCCACCAACAUGGAAACCAAAGAUGCGUGAACGUAUGAUCAUGAUUACUAUGGCCAUUUCUUCCCUCGUCGUGGCCCUUGAUGCGACGAUUCUAGUUCCCGUCUUACCGACUCUUGCCGUCGAGCUCAACGGCUCAUCAGCACAAGCUUUCUGGACCGGCACUUCCUACUUGCUAGCACACAGUGUGCUUCAACCCACAAUAGCCAGUCUCUCAGAUAUCUUCGGUCGUCGUGAACUACUCAUUCCAUCCAUUCUCUUCUUCGCAGCAGGUUCAGUCGCUUGCGGUGCUGCACACGAUUUUACAGUCAUGCUUCUCGGUCGUGUCAUACAAGGUGUAGGUGGAGCUGGCAUCAUUGCAUUGUCCCAACUAUGCUUCGCCGACGUUGUACCACUACGAUUCCGGCCAAAAUAUUUCACUUUGGUACUUGGAGCUUGGGCCAUCGGUACUGUCACAGGUCCACUUAUUGGAGGUGUUUUAGUUGAAGAGGCUACCUGGAGAUGGUGCUUUUAUCUCAAUCUACCGAUCUGUGGCAUAGCACUGCCGAUGUCAUUCUUCCUGGGUCAACUCAGCCAGCCCAAGACCGACCUCAUCACCAAAAUCCGUUCUAUCGACUGGUCGGGAAACGCUCUCUUCAUUGCAAGCGUCACAUCUCUGCUCAUCGGCAUUUCGUGGGCAGGCAUUCAAUAUGCGUGGAACAGCUAUCAGACUGUUGUUCCACUUGUGCUGGGAGCUAUCGGCCUACUUGGAACGAUGGCCUUUGAAGCACGUGUCACACAGAAACCGUUCCUCAACAAGAAUAUCUUCAACAACAGAAGCGCGAUUGCCAGCUACCUCUGCGCUAUGUUCCAAGGUCUUGCUUUGUAUAUGGCAAUGUACUAUCUGGCUUUUUAUUUCACUGCAGCUCAACACUUCAGUCCUAUUCGCACUGGUCUCUCGAUCAUUCCAGCAACAGCAACGAUGUUACCUGCCAGCUCUAUCACCAAUGCUCUAAUCACCCGUUUCGGCUCAUAUCGUGCUUUCAUCUGGGUCGGUUUUGUGAUCAGCACAUUCGCAGGAGGUCUCUUCAUCAUGUGGACAGACCAGACAAAGACUCCGGUCUGGGCAGCUUGUCAAUGCAUUUAUGGUCUCGGAAUGGGAAUGGUUCUUUCAGCUGUCAAUGUCAGUAUUCAAGCUGCUGUGGAGCCUGAAUAUGCUGGCCAAGCAGCGGCGAUGUAUGCUUUCAUGCGCUCUAUUGGCAUGGCUCUCGGAGUCGCUAUUGGAGGCACGGUUUUCCAAAAUGUGAUGAAGGCCAAACUUCUUGCGCUGAACGUACCUCAUGCUGCGGAGAUAGCCAAAGAGUCCGAGGGCUAUAUCGAGAUACUCAAGAAGAUGUCAACUACUGGCGAAAUUGGCAUUCUGCGAGACAACAUCAUGGUUGGCUAUGUGCAUGGAUUCAAGGGCAUAUGGAUUACUAUGACAGCAUUAUGUGCUGCUGGUCUUAUUGCAAGUGUCUUCAUCAAGAAAGGAAGCUUGGACAAGAAGCUACAAAGCAGAUUUAGGGUCGCUACUUUUGCUUUAUCAUAG